CCCUCCGCGACUGAGGCGGCGCUGCCGGCGGCGGCCCCGGGCGGGCGCGGGCGGUGACGCGGCAAUAAAGGCGGAGUGCCGGAGCCAGCGGCCGAGCCAUGGAGCGGGGCGGCCCCCCCGCGCCCGCCGCCGGCGAGCGGGCCCCCGCCGGGGCGGCGCUGCGCGGGCACCCGGCCGGCGGCUGCGGGCCCUGGGAGAUGCGCGACCGCCUGGGCACCGGCGGCUUCGGCAACGUGUGCCUGUACCAGCACCAGGACUCGGGCGACCGCGUGGCCAUCAAGUCGUGCCGGCUGGAGCUCAGCGUCAAGAACAAGGACCGCUGGUGUCACGAGAUCGACAUCAUGAAGAAGCUGAACCAUCCCAACGUGGUCAGAGCCUGUGAGGUUCCUGAGGAGAUGAACUUCUUGGUGAACGACGUUCCUCUCCUGGCCAUGGAGUACUGCUCAGGGGGUGACCUCCGCAAGUUGCUAAACAAACCAGAAAACUGCUGUGGGCUGAAGGAAAGUCAAAUCCUUUCUCUGCUUAGUGACAUUGGGUCUGGUAUCCAGUAUUUGCAUGAGAACAGAAUUAUACACAGAGAUUUAAAGCCUGAAAAUAUUGUUCUUCAGGAUGAAGGUGGGAAGAUUGUUCACAAAAUAAUAGACCUGGGAUAUGCAAAGGAUCUGGAUCAAGGAAGUUUAUGCACUUCAUUUGUUGGAACAUUGCAAUAUCUGGCUCCAGAACUCUUUGAGAACAAAUCCUACUCAGUUACUGUUGAUUACUGGAGCUUUGGGACAAUGGUGUUUGAAUGCAUUGCAGGAUUUAGACCUUUCUUACAUAAUCUGCAGCCAUUUGCCUGGCAUGAAAAGAUCAAGAAGAAGGACCCAAAGCACAUCUUUGCCUCUGAGGAGAUGAAUGGGGAGGUUCGUUUCAGCACCCACCUGCCGCAGCCUCACAGCCUCUGCAGUUUGAUUGUAGAACCCAUGGAAAACUGGUUGCAGCUGAUGCUGAAUUGGGAUCCACAGCAGAGGGGUGGAGGUUCAGAUCCUGAGACCAGUCGUCCGAGGUGUUUCCUGAUCAUGGAUCACAUACUGAAUCUGAAGAUAGUACACAUCCUAAACAUGACCUCUGCCAAGAUUGUGUCCUUCCUUUUGCAUCCUGAGGAAAGCCUUCAUUCCCUUCAGAAUCGUAUUGAGUUUGAGACUGGAAUAAGCACAGGAAAUCAGGAGCUGCUGUUGGAAACAGGGAUUUGCCUGGACCCUAGGAAACCUGCUUCCCAGUGUGUUAUUGAUGGCGUGAGAGGCUGGGACAGCUACAUGGUUUACUUGUUUGAUAAAAGCAAAACUGUCUAUGAUGGUCCCUUUGCUUCUCGGAGUCUGUCUGACUGUGUCAACUACAUUGUGCAGGACAGCAAAAUCCAGCUGCCGAUCCCGCAGCUGCGCAAGGUGUGGGCAGAAGCGGUUCACUACGUCAUUGGGCUGAAGGAGGAUUACAGCAGGCUCUUCCAGGGACAGAGAGCUGCCAUGCUCAGCCUCCUUCGGUACAAUGCCAACCUGAUCAAAAUGAAGAACAACAUGGUGUCAGCAUCCCAGCAGCUGAAAGCAAAGCUGGAAUUCUUCCACCAGAGCAUUCGCCUCGACCUGGAGAGAUACAGUGACCAGAUGGCUUAUGGCAUAUCUUCAGAGAAGAUGCUCAAGGCCUGGAAGGAAAUGGAAGAGAAAGCCUCUCAGUGUGCACAGGCUGAAGACAUUGGCUACCUGGAUGAGCAGAUCAUGGCCCUGCACACGGAGAUCGUGGAGCUGCAGAAGAGCCCCUACGCCAGGCGCCAGGGAGAGGUCAUGGAGAGCCUGGAGCAGAGAGCCAUAGACCUGUACAAGCAAUUAAAAGCACGACCUCCAGAUCAUGCCUACAGUGACAGCACAGACAUGGUGAAGAUCAUUGUGCAGACAGUGCAGAGCCAGGACCGAGUCCUCAAGGAGCUCUUUGGCCACCUCAGCAAGCUCUUGGGCUGCAAGCAGAAGAUCAUUGACCUGCUCCCUGAGAUUGAAGUGGCUCUGAACAACAUCAAGGAAGCUGACAGCUCAGUGAUGCAGAUGCAGGGAAAGAGACAAAGGGAGAUCUGGCAUUUGCUGAAAAUUGCUUGUACUCAGAGCUCCUCUCGAUCCCUGGUCAGCUCUAGCCUGGAAGGGACAGCCUCAACUCCAGCAGCCACCUGGCUCCCCCAGGGCUGCUCAGGGAACUCAGCUCCUCACCCUCUGUCCUCACUGGCAGCUCCUGAAGAUGGGGAAAAUUUUGCUGACAUGAUCCGGGAGAAUGUGAAUUACCUGGAUCUCUUCAGCAGCAUUCUGCAGGAGGUGAGGCAGGAGCAGAACAGCAUGAUGAGUUUUGACUGGAGCUGGCUGAAGUAGCCCCAGGAGCCGAGAUGCUGCAUCACCCAAGUGCCUUCUGUGUGCUGAGGGCCACCUUCCCUGUGGGACGUGGCGGUGUUUAUUGACGUCACCGGUGUUUAUUGACAUCACGGGUGUUUAUUGACAUCACCGUGCCACCCACCAGCUGUCCCCCAGGGAGCAGCGUGGGCCUGGCCUGUGGAGCCUCCUCAGGGCGGGGGGCGCGGGCAGGGCCGUGUUCCCCAUGAAUGUAUAGCGCGUGUAUAUAUAAUAAACUCUGUGCUGACACCCA
Molecule: messenger RNA, 2658 nt
Organism: Agelaius phoeniceus (red-winged blackbird)
Lineage: Eukaryota; Metazoa; Chordata; Aves; Passeriformes; Icteridae
Gene: CHUK
Product: component of inhibitor of nuclear factor kappa B kinase complex
Biological process (GO): peptidyl-serine phosphorylation; tumor necrosis factor-mediated signaling pathway; positive regulation of transcription by RNA polymerase II
Cellular component (GO): IkappaB kinase complex; cytoplasm
Molecular function (GO): ATP binding; IkappaB kinase activity
Source: RefSeq, a predicted model, not a curated record